Yamadazyma tenuis ATCC 10573 is the source of this 639-nucleotide messenger RNA. RefSeq lists its product as uncharacterized. Gene Ontology annotation, biological process: tubulin complex assembly; post-chaperonin tubulin folding pathway. Gene Ontology annotation, cellular component: cytoplasm. NCBI's taxonomy places the organism in Eukaryota, Fungi, Ascomycota, Pichiomycetes, Serinales, Debaryomycetaceae. The record is from RefSeq and is a predicted model, not a curated record.
AUGACAAACUACGAUAAGCAAAAGACUCGAGAACUCAUCAACUCCUUGUCCAGACUAUUAGAAGCCAAGAAAAGCCUGAUGGAUACCUCCAAGUUCAAAUUUAAGGGUGCUCCCAUAAUUCUACAAACCGACAACUCUCCAACCAAGAACCUCAAUAUACAAGUGGGACCAAAGCCUUAUAUGGAAAACAUAUUUGACCAACGGAUUGAAAUACAAAGUCCUGUCAACCACUUGUUGCUCAAACAAUUUGAACGGUGUAUUGUUCUCAACCACAAAAACAGUUCGUCUGUGAACUUACAAACAGGCGCCAACUCAAUAUUACGAUUUGAUAUCGAUGGAACCAUCUCGGCAACUGGCCUAACCAACUGCAUUGUACUUGCCAAUUGUCAUCAGCUCCGGCUCCACAACAUCACAAACUCAUUGGUUGUAUCUGAUAUCACUACAAACGUGAUAAUGGAAAACUGUAUGAAUGUCAAGUUUUCUGGGGCUGUGAACGUGGAUGACUUCAACUUCAACUUUACCAACUCCCAAAACUACCUGUACGUUGAGAUAGAGCGAGAAUCACUUGACUGGAUCAAUGGGCAAUAUGAUGCAGAUUUGCUUCAGCAGACUCUUGGUCUAAUCCAUGACUGUUCGUAA